AGUGAAACUACCCAUCUAGGCAAGUGCAAAAAACCUUUCAAAAGGCUUUUCUGGAUGUGGGAAGGGAAGGGAGUGAGGGAGAAGAGAUGAGUGGAUACUCCAGAGCGACAUAAAGAAUUUCCAGCCUUGGACGGACUUUUGGGAACGACUUCCAGGGGCUGGUGUUUACAGGCGAGGCGGGAAGCUCGGCAGACCUUGGAUUUUGGCGGGUGAAGAGGCCAGGUUGUUGCAGGAGGUGGGGCGCGUUUCAGUGGCUCUCUUUGAAAAAGCCCAGCAAGAUGUCAGACCUGCUCUCAGUCUUUCUCCACCUCCUCCUUCUAUUUAAGCUGGUUGCCCCGGUGACCUUCAGCCACCACCGCUAUGAUGAUCUUGUACGGACACUGUACAAGGUGCAAAACGAAUGCCCCAGCAUCACACGGGUCUACAGCAUUGGGCGCAGCGUGGAGGGGAGACACCUCUAUGUGCUGGAGUUCAGCGACCACCCUGGAAUCCACGAGCCCCUGGAGCCAGAGGUCAAGUAUGUGGCAAACAUGCAUGGCAACGAAGCGCUGGGCCGUGAGCUGAUGCUGCAGCUGUCGGAGUUCCUGUGUGAGGAGUUCCGGAACAGGAACCAGCGCAUCGUCCGGCUCAUCCAGGACACGCGCAUUCACAUCCUGCCAUCCAUGAACCCCGACGGCUAUGAGGUGGCUGCCGCUCAGGGCCCAAACAAGCUUGGGUAUCUAGUUGGCAGGAACAAUGCAAAUGGAGUGGACCUGAACCGCAACUUCCCUGAUCUCAAUACCUAUAUCUACUACAAUGAGAAGUCCGGAGGCCCCAACCACCACCUGCCCCUUCCAGACAACUGGAAAAGUCAGGUGGAACCUGAGACCCGGGCGGUGAUCCGAUGGAUGCACUCCUUCAACUUUGUCCUUUCAGCCAAUCUCCACGGAGGGGCGGUGGUGGCCAAUUACCCGUAUGACAGGUCCUUUGAGCACCCGGUCCGAGGGGUCCGCCGCCCCGCCAACACCCCCACGCCUGAUGACAAGCUUUUCCGGAAGCUGGCCAAGAUCUACUCCUAUGCACACGGAUGGAUGUACCAAGGUUGGAACUGCGGGGAUUACUUCCCAGAUGGCAUCAUCAAUGGGGCUUCCUGGUAUUCUCUCAGCAAGGGAAUGCAAGACUUUAAUUAUCUCCAUACCAACUGCUUUGAUAUCACGCUGGAACUGAGUUGCAACAAGUUUCCCCCACAAGAGGAGUUACAGCGGGAGUGGCUGGGUAAUCGGGAAGCCCUAAUCCAGUUCCUGGAAGAGGUUCACCAGGGCAUCAAGGGAAUGGUGCUUGAUGAGAAUUAUAAUAAUCUUGCUAAUGCUGUCAUUUCUGUCAGUGGGAUUAACCAUGAUGUCACUUCAGGUGAUCAUGGUGAUUACUUCCGGCUGCUGCUUCCAGGUACCUACACUGUCACUGCCAAAGCACCUGGGUUUGACUCACAGACAGAGACUGUGACCGUGGGUCCUGCGGAACCAACAUUGAUGGAGUUUCACUGUUGUUACCCAGACUAGAGUGCAAUGGCACGAUCUUGGCUCACCGCAACCUCCACCUUCUGGGUUCAAGCAAUUCUCCUGCCUCAGCCUCCCGAGUAGCUGGGACUACAGGCGCGCACCACCAUGCCCAGCUAAUUUUUGUAUUUUUAGUAGAGACAGGGUUUCACCUUUUUGACCAGGAUGGUCUUGAUCUCUUGACCUCAUGAUCCACCCGUCUCGGCCUCCCAAAGUGCUGGGAUUAUAGGCAUGAGCCACAGCGCCCAGCCUUCCUCUUCUGUUUAACAUAACAUAGUGAUUUAAAGCACUGCCUAGUUCUAAAUUCAGCUCAUUUACCCACAGACCUUGGACAAAUUACCUAAUCUCUCUCCUUCUCAGUUUCUUUCUCGGUAAAUUGGUAAUAAUAGUGCUUCCUUCACAAGAGGCUGAAAUGAGAAUGUCCACAUAAAGCCAAAUCAAUGUAUGUAGGGGCCAAAUCAACUCUCAAAAGGCAGAUAAAUUAGAGAAAAGGUAUACCAAUUUAUUUAAUGUGCAUGCACAGGAGCCUACAGAAUGAAGACCCAAAGAUACAGGGGAGAUUGUCCAUUUUUAUGCUUAGGUUCAACAAAUUAGAUACAGCUAGGUAUAAAUGCAAUUGGACAAAAAGGUAUCAGCUAAUGCUAUGUACUGAGUGAAGAAAUCUAGCAAGGCCUGUCUGUCCGGAUUCUUCUGGGCUCUCUGAGCAUGCAUUUCUUCCUUCUGGGUAUGGGUCAGUAUCCUCUCUGAAAAAAGGGUCUUACGACCUACAGUCAAACAAGGUAGAAUCUUAUGACUUAUAGUCAAACAAGGUAGGUUAGAUAGGUUCUCCUCCUCCUCCUUCUCUUCCUCCUCCUCUUCUUCUUUCUUUUUUCUUCUUUCUUUGUAGAGACAGGGAGUGACUCUGUCCCUCAGGCUGGAGUGCAGUGGCACAGUCAUGGCUUACUGCAGCCUCAGACUCAAGAGAUCUUCUGCUUCAUCUUCCCAAGUAUCUGGUACCACAGGCACAUGCCACCAUGCCCAACUAAUUUUUUUUUUUUUUUUUUGAGACAAAGUCUCACUCUCUUGCCCAGGCUGGAGUGCAGUGGCUCGAUCUCAGCUCACUGCAACUUCUGCUUCCUGGGUUCAAGUGAUUCUCCUGCCUCAGCUUCCCAAGUAGCUGGGACUACAGGCUUGUGCCACCAUGCUUGGCUAAUUUUUGUAUUUUUAGUAGAGAUGGGUUUUCACCAUGUUGACCAGUCUGGUCUUGAACUCCUGACCUCAAGUGAUGCACCCUUCUCGGCCUCCCAAAGUGCUGGGAUUAUAGGCAUGAGCCACCGCACCCAGCCCAAUUUUUGUUGUUUUUUGUAGAGACGGGGUUCUCUAUGUAGCCCACUCUGGAGUACAGUGGUACAGUCAUGGCUCACUGCAGCCUUGAACUGCUGGCCUCAGGAGAUCCUUGCACCGCGGCCUCUCAAAGCAUUGGGAUUACAGUCGUGAGCCACUGUACUCCUUCAGCCUAGACUGUGCUCUGACUAAAUCAGAUAAAUUCUUUAAGACCAGUUUUUACAGAGAAGGGCAGUGGGCUUACAUUCUUCUGUGCCACCGGCAAGGACUGUCACCAGAGGGCGCUCUACCAUCCCUUCUGGUGAUCCGUGGGCCCUGAUGUUGCUUUCCACUCAAUGCUGCAAAGAGCCAGCUACUCUUCAAGAUUCAACUCUCCAGGGCUUUAUUUUAUAGAUAGGAUGAGAAGCAGAGAACUUCUUUGAUUUUACAGCCUGGACCUUUUCAGUUUUGGUUGUAUUAGGACCUCAGAGCUAAAGGAGCUCAGGGGUCAUGGACACUAAUCCCCAGAUUUCUCAAAGGAGGACAAAAUAAUGAGGCAGUCCUACUUAACGGCUAUCUACAAUCUCAUUUCCCAAAAGUCAGCCUUUCCUAGGGCCGCCUCAUGCCUUCUGUACACAACCCUAGAGCUUAGUAGACCCUCCCACCCGCUUUCCCAAUUAACAUGAUGCAGUCAAGGCACGCUUGUCUUUUACUAUUUAUUGAAUAGUUACUGUGUGUGACGUGCUAUGAGAGCUUUCCAGCACUGUCUCAUUUAACCUUCACAACAACCCUGUGAGGUAGAUGCAAGUAUCCCCAUUUGCGGCUUAAAGAAGAUAAAAGAAACUUGCAUAAUAUCACAUAGCAAGUUGGUGGGAGCCAGGAUUUGAACCUACAUCAGGCUCUCUGGCUUCCUUCUUAGCCAGUGUGUUACAGGACCUCAUACUAAGUGUACAACCUGUGUUUGUAGCUCCUUAUGAUAACUCAAGGAUCAGGGGAGAGAACUAUGCUUUGAACCCUUUGAGAAUUCCUCUGGAAUUUCCAGAUGGUUUCUUCGUCCAUCUCCUCCUCCCCCAGUCCCAUCUCCUGAAUAAUGUAAAUUACUUCUCGUUACAGUUGCUGGAAACAGAGAGUAAAUCUUUCACUGUAGCCUAUUAGCUGAUCUGGGGUCCUCUUUCCUUUUUAUCUUGUUAUAUCCUAAAAUUGAAUGACUGGUAGGCAGUUACAUAUGUGAGUCUUGCAUUACCAGCAAGUCUGUUCAAUGCCAAAUUCAAACAACUGCAUGUCCUCUUGAGUAGCACACUCGAUUUCAAAGGAUUUUGCCCCCUUUUUCACAUAUUCUUUAAAUUAAUGUCAUCAUUACAUCAAAUAUACUCAGAGUAGAAAAGAAAUCUGUCAUUUGGAUACAAUUUCCAGGCACAGUAACAACUAAAAAUCCAUUUAUUGAUCACAAAGCAAUCUGUCUCCCUCCCCAGUCUAAAGCAGAUAGCCAUCUGACUGGGAAAGAAAAAAGGAAAAAAAGAUUGGCCAGGUGUGGUGGCUCAUGCCUGUAAUCCUAGCACUUUGGGAGGCUGGAAUGUAAUGUCACUUGAGGUCAGGAAUUCGAGACCAGCCUGGCCAACAUGACGAAACCCUGUCUCUACUAAAAAUACAAAAAUUAGCCAGGUGUGUUAGUGCAUGCCUGUAAUCCCAGCUACUUGGGAGGCUGAGGCAGGAGAAUUGCUUGAACUCAGGGGCAGAGGUUGCAGUGAGCUGAGAUCGUACCACUGCACUCCAACCUGGGCAACAGAGCAAGACUCCAUCUCAAAAACAAAACAGAAAACCAGAUUGUUUACUACAGGGUUUCCAUAGUAGAAUUAAGAUGCUUUAAAAUAUCUCGGCCCCCGUGUGGUGCCUCACACCUAUAAUCCCAGUACUACUUUUGAAGGCUGAGGCUUGAGGAUCACUUGAGCCCAGGAGUUUGAGACCAGCCUGGGCAACAUGGUGAAACCCUGUCUCUAUAAAAAAGUACAAAAAUUAGCCAGGCGUGAUGGCGUGCAUGUGUAGUGCCAGCCACUUGGGCAGCUGAGGUGGAAGGAUCACUUGAACCCAGGAGAUGGAGGCUGCAGUGAACCAUGAUUGCACCACUGCACUCCAGCCUGGAUGACAGAGUAAGACCUUAUCUCAAAAUAAAAAUAAAACAUCUUCCUGGGCCCAAAAUAAAAAUAAAAUAAAAUAUCUUGCUUUUUCCCAAGGCCUUCCACAUGGCGCCACUCCUUUCCUUUCCCUUGCCUCAUUUUCUUGUCUCUCUUCUCUCUUUUUCUGUCCUAGAUUCCUGUGUUACUAAACAGGAACUGGUAAAUAAGACAGUACAGUUGGCUCUGAUUCUCCCCUCCCCACCCCUGGAGGAACUAGCAGAAAACCUGGCUAUGAAUUUUUGUGGAAGGAGCAGGAAAUAACCCCAUAGAGAGGCCUCUCAGUCAGCGGCAUGUUUUUUAACUCCCAGCUGGCUUCAGGGGCUCAAGCUGUUCCAAGGGUGGGAAAGCCCAGGCCUGCCCCAGGGGAGUGUGGUUAGGAUACUGUGCCACUCCCUCUCCUUCCUCUUCAGCCUGGGAUAGUUCUAUGGCUCUUCCACGCCCAGAAUGUCCCACAUUUGUCAGUGAAAAGUAUCUUUCCAUCACUUGCUGUGGCCAGAAGAGAAGUUGCAAUGCAGUGCUUGAAAGGAUGCAUUAAUGCACAUGGAAAUUUCGAGUUUAAGAAUCCAAGCAGGGUGUGGUGGCAUAUGCCGGUAGUCCCAGCUACUCAGGAGGCUGAGGCAGGGAGACCUCGAACCCAGGAGUUCGAGUCCAGCCUGGACAACAUAUCAAGAACCCAUCUCUAAAAUAAAAUUUAAAAAAAGGGAAAAUAAAUGAGUCCAACCAACUCUCUUUAUCGUCUCUACUAUCUAUAAAAUCAAACAAGUAUGGAAGAAGGUUGAGUUCUGAAGCACGGUGAUACUUACUGGCAUGCCUGAGCAUGGCACCUGUGAGUCACCCAGGCGGCAUGAAGACUAUUACAGUGCCAUCAGUCAUGGCUCUUGUCCUAAGUGGUAAUAUUGGUGAAAUUGUGAUUUGAUGUGUAGAUAUUUUUCCUUUCUUUUUUUUUUUCCUUUGUUUCUUUUGAAAUGGAGUCUCAUUUUGUCACCCAGGCUAGAGUGCAGUGGCAUGAUCUUGGCUUACUGCAGCUUCUGCCUCCUGAGUUCAAGCAAUUCUCAUGCCUCAGCCUCCCAAGUAGCCAGAACUAUUAGGCAUGUGCCAUCAGCCCAGAUAAUUUUUGUAUUUUUAGUAGGGAUGGGGUUUCAUCAUGUUGGUCAGGCUGGUCUCUAAUUCCUGACCUCAGGUGUUCUGCCUGCCUCAGCCUCCCAAAGUGCAGGGAUUACAGCUACCACCUGAACUAUUUUUUUCUUUUUAAUUUUUAUUUUUGACAUGGAGUCUCAGUGUGACCCAGGCUAGAGUGAAGUGGCAUAAUCUCGGCUCACUGCAGCCUCCACCUCCCAGGUUCAAGCAAUUCUCCCACCUCAGCCUCCUGAGUAGCUGAGACUACAGGUGUGCACCACCACGCCUGGCUAAUUUCUUUGCAUUUUUAGUAGAGACAGGGUUUCACCAUCCUGGCCAGGCUGAUCUUGAACUCCUGACCUCGGGUGAUCCACCGCCUCAGCCUCCCAAAGUGCUGG
Callithrix jacchus (white-tufted-ear marmoset) is the source of this 6525-nucleotide messenger RNA. Lineage: Eukaryota; Metazoa; Chordata; Mammalia; Primates; Cebidae. The record is from RefSeq and is a predicted model, not a curated record.